Rhopilema esculentum is the source of this 5124-nucleotide messenger RNA. RefSeq lists its product as uncharacterized. Lineage: Eukaryota; Metazoa; Cnidaria; Scyphozoa; Rhizostomeae; Rhizostomatidae. The record is from RefSeq and is a predicted model, not a curated record. Gene Ontology annotation, cellular component: spindle pole; microtubule; centrosome. Gene Ontology annotation, biological process: positive regulation of cytokinesis.
AAGACACUACAUAGUAAUGUAGGCCAGGAUGUGAUAUAUAGAGCUUACACAGUGUAUUUAAUUACGCUAUCUCUCACGAACACCAACAAGACCCCGUUUCAACGAUACGGUAUAGAAUAAAAUUGUUACAACAAUGUAUUGCACUUACACGGAGACAUUGUUGAAUUCAAGCUGUCGACACGGAGACUGUCGACACGCAUUCACUUCACUAUGUUAUGCAUACAGUAAAAUAAAUAUUAGCAAAAAAGAUUUCUCUCGUGUAUUGUCAGAAUGUUCGAUUUAGAAGAACUUACAGAAAUCAAUGCAACGCAUGCAAACAUUAUGAAUGUCUUCAAGUCCUUAACAAGCUUGCAUAAAUCACAGCUCUCACAAAAUGGCCUUUGUUAUGCUGUUUCAACACAUGACAGGCUUUGAAACUAUAAUUGUCUUAUGAAACGAAAUUAGAAAAUAACGAAAAAGUAUUCCCUGCAUCUGAAAGUGAUAAUUCGAGUUGGGUGCUGAAGCCGCAAACUUUAACAUAGUAUUUAAACCCAACAACCCUUAGGGGUUAGCCUUCAGACCCCCAGCCCCUGGCCUGAAAUGAAAAUCGAUCUUUUUCGAACAUUGUCCUAAUUUAGAUACUUAUGUGUGAAAAGAUGACAAAUCUGUUUAAUAACCCGAUAAGUUUUGUCAUAUUGUUUGCUGACAUUAUUGAUUUCUAUGUUUUCUUGCUCUUAGAAAGAGCUUUAAAAGACACGCAAUAGUCGAACCUCAGUAGUCCAAAUGAAUUUUUAAACAUCUAAAAUUCAAAGUUAAUGCAAACAGUCAGCUCCAUUUCCCACAUUAGAAUUUUAAAGACAUUGCUUUUUUGAUACAUAUUUCAUUGCUCAUUUUUCUUAUACUUCUUUUAUUGCUCGUGUUUUUACCAGCUAUCUAAUCAAUUCUUGCAGUUGAUCCCCAUGUUAUAAUGAGACUAUACAUUACUUAAAUGGGAAGUACGUUUAAAUAUUUAUGUUAUGCCAUGUUGAUACAAUUAAAACUUUUUAGCCUACAGCUACAGCAACAACAUUUCCAUAAACUGGCCUGGGUCCUAGUUGUUGUUUAUACGUCUCUAUGGCGCGGAUACCAAUUGUGGCGAAGAAAUGUUCAUUUGGAGAAAAGUUAUAAAUCAUUUCAUUAUAGAAGCUGAUUUUUCAUACUGAAGGAAGCCUUUGAUACAAUUUAUUAAAAUCGCUUGUUAGUUGCUUCAGUGGUGGACUUUCCUGUUUGCAAAUUUAAAAGAUGCAUGCAUGAGAUUAGGCCACCUUAUGCAUAUCUUCGCGUUGACAACUGGAAUUAAAGCAAAUACGAUCGCUCAUUCUUGCUAGUACAGAGGAAAAUAGAUAUUAGAGGCGUCCCUACUUUGCUAUCGCAUCUCGGAAUAGCCUGCAGUACAAAAAUUUGGAAAGAUGGGCCUAGAAAGAGGUCUAGGUGAUGUUAAAGAUGAGCUGCAGAUGUUCAUAGAGUCACAGAAAAGAAAAGUGGACAGUGAUAAAAGAGAGUUGAUGAAAGCUCAAGAUGCACUAAGUCCAAGAGACAACCAGCCUAGUAGAAUUUCAGACAAUGCAUCACAACAAGGUCACAAGUUCAGCAACAAGUCUGCAGAUGCAGAAGCUGACUAUCAAUCUGGUUUACCACUUGGACAAUAUGAACUUAGAAAAAAGGCCAUGAGAGAUGAAAGAGUCAGGGAUUAUAAGAAAUAUGCUGCUGAGAAAGAGUUACGGAGGACUGGGAAAAUAGAUCCAUCUCUUUUGGAAGGUGCCAGUCCUAGAGCAGGCAACAGAAAGGCAAGAGAUGAAACUUCCAGGCGGAGUGAAGUCACCACUCCUGAUAUUGUGGAUGCGUAUGCUGCUCUUCUGAGAAAAAAGCGUGCCGAAGAAAGGGCAUACAGAGAGAAUUAUGAUGAUCCAGAAGUGACAAAUGACAGGAGGGUGCGAUUCGACGAUUCGGAAAAUGAAACUUACAGUUCAAGACCCCCGCCUAAUAUUAACGACGAAGAACUGUUCCAAUGGGCCAGGGAAAAAGCAAAAUCGGGUCGUCGUCAACACAGCGCUGGAAAUGUUAAAUCUGAAAAGCCAAACGAUGUCGAUGAAGGGGCUAGUACGAGAGCAAAAUCAGUUCCUCCAAGCACCACUGCUGGGAUUUUUGGAGACGGGGGUGGUGCUGUUGAUGAGUCAAGACGGCGGAAGGAGCAGUACAAGAAGGACUUGGAAAUGCAAAUCAAAGAAAAAGAAGAACAAAAGUACAGAGAAAAACUGAAAAAACUUGGAAGAAUCACAUCCUCUGACGAAUUAAAUAUUAUCACGAAAAAAGAAGAGUCAACUACAAAUAAUAAGCCUGUGACGUCAGAAAACCAUACAGAAGACCGCUAUGUUGAACCAACCUCAGGAAGUCGAUCGGGCAGUAGAAGCUAUGGAAGACCUCGUUAUGAAGAUGAUCAUCAUGAUCCUCGUUUGGGUUAUCAAGGAUAUCCAGGAAUGCCGUAUCGAGGUAUGGGUGGAUAUGACCCGUACAUGCAAAUGAUGCCGGGAAGAUUUGACCCAAGGAUGGAUCCGUAUUUGAUGCAAAAUCCCGGAUAUGCUGGGUUUCCAGGCUACUCCGGUAUAAUGUACGGUCCGAGUGCUGGUAUGAUGCCUAGGCCGGAUAGAUUCGACGACAGAGGAAGAGAUGGAGACUAUGGGGGCGGACGUACUUCACGUAGAGAUAGUCAGGCGCGGAAUCUGAAGAGUCCGCAUAUUGAAGCACCGGUACAAGAGACUGUGUCCGUAAGAACCAGUGAAGUGAAAUCGAAGCAUUCACCUCGAAGUGUAGCGGUAACUGCUGGUGUUUUUGGUGACGACACUCCUGAUAAGGGAGCCGAAAGAGCUGCUAAAAUUGCCUAUCAAGAAGAACUCAGAAAACAGAUGCAAGAAAAACAAGCUGCAAAGGAAAAAGAGAAGAGAGAGCGUGAAAGGUAUGAGGCAAAAAUGGAGGCCGAGAUGGCAAAGUAUGACCCUUGGGGACGGGCUGGGGGCGGUGCUCCUGUCAAGGACCAAUCAGGCCAUCUUGUUGCCGACUUGAGAACAUUACACAAAUAUAAUGAAGAUGGAGUCGUCGUAUCUCCAAGAGGCGAUGUAAAUUCUGACGGCAAUUUGGCCAACUUACCCAAAGACAGUCCAGUAUUAGCAGCCUUGAAUGGUUUUCAGAACAUUGCAAACUCAUCUCCAAAUGCGUCUCCACGUGGAAACUUUGAAAACCAGGCUCAAGGAAGGGGGGCUGCUUUGAUGGAACUCCAAGGAAUACAGAAGAAUCCGACCCAGAAGAAAGAACAGCAAAGUUACCAAGAUUUUCUGAGGCAGCAGAUCGAGGAGAAAAAGCGUAUAAAAGAUGAGGAAGAGAGGAAGCAGAAAGAAGAGGAAGAUAAAGAGAACCGAAGACUUGAAGAGCAAAGGAUCAAAAUGGAGCAGGAAUUUCUUAUUGAGCAGGAGAAGGAAAGACGGAAAGAGGAAGAAGUUCGCCAGAAGAAUGAUGAGAUGAGAAAAGUUGCAGAGCUAAAAAGACAGGAGGCUGAGAAGGAGAGAAAGGAAAUCGAAGCUGAUAGAUUUAGAUCCAUUCUGAAAAGAUCCUCCGAACUCAAACAACAGUCAAUAGAAACGAGCAACAGGCCAAGCUCACCGCCCAUUCCUGCCCUACAGAACAAUUCACGAACAGAAUACAACAGACCUGCAUCUCGUCAACUCCCAACUCUUGCAAAGAAACAAACAACAGAGUUUCAGCAACAAGAUCACGUAAGACCAGUUUCUCGCCCCAUUCCGACUCUCACCAAACAACAAAAUAUAGAGAUGCAUAUGGAGUCUCAAGCAACGCAACUCAGCAACCCUCCUUCCCGCCAAUAUGAUCGAUCAAAAGUGACGAUCGACCAUUGUCAGUCUUCUAAAUCGAAUACAAAUGAACAAGCAGAUGUUGACAUGCAGUAUUUGAAUAUUAUUCGCCAACAGCUGCUUCGGGGAAACUCCGAGAUAGAAGGGGCAAACUCAGGACAAACAUCGUCGCAAACUCACGUGAUAAAACAGUUGGCAGUAUUACGCAAACAGCUUAGUACAGAGGAGCAAAAAGUGCAAAAAGAGCUGGAAAAAAACGUAGAAAAGUAUCAAGAAACAAAGACAAAAACUAAAAGCAUCACAAAACAGAAAAGUGAAGAUCGUGCAGAUAUUUUCGAAAAAGCGAGAAUUCGUCGUGGAUCAGCAAAGAGAAGAACGGCAGCGAAGCAUGCGGAUCAAUUCAAUAAACUGGCAGAUGCAUCAUCUGUAAUAGACUUGAAAUUGCCAAACAGGCAGGUCACUGUGAGUGAGCUUGAUCUACAGCAAAGAGAAUUUAUCAGGCUACAGGAACAAAAACUCCAUGCACUGCGCGAAGCAAUCAAAGACACCUCUGAUUUCUUGAUGGUAAACAUUGACAACGACAAAACAUCGUCUACUAAAGUGCGGAGAUCAAGUAAGCAAUCGUUAUUAGAAUCGGACAGUCAGUUUAUAAAAAUGGAUGAUCAGUCAGUGAGGUUAAGCUCAAGACUUUCAACUGCUCAAUCGAAUCGCCGCUACUUGAAUGCUGAAGAUAGUCUGGAGGAACCAUACGAAUCAAGAACGAAAACACCUGGUGGCUAUUCGAUAGGCUCUAUGACGUCACAAGCAAUUGAAGAAAUGGCAGCGAAAAACGAAGAACGAUUGAAAAGUUUGCAAGCAGAAGGCCGAAGAGAUGUUGCCACCCCUGAAGACCCAGAAGAUAUCAUCGAUAAAUAUCUCAGAUCAUCAAGUCAAAGGGGGAGCAGGCCUCAAACAGGCCAAUCUGAAAAGAGUUUACCUUCAAACACAGCUUUGAAAUAACUAUAUAACACCAGAAUUGGAUUAACUAAAAAGUAUCGAUUUGAACUUCUUUGCUAUGUGGUAGCUUCGUUUUCCAGUGUUCGUUUCCAGGUGUUUUGAAUCACCAUGAAAGUUAAGGCUAAACCUUCGCAGAGCAGUAUUUUGCUGUUGUAAUGUGUGCUUAGUAAAGUAGAAUAUUGUACAUCAUAUAGUUUAUUUAUUCCAUCUAAUUUUGUGCCAGAUUCGAUGUUAUGUGACCGUUUGAUAA